GCAUGCUCUCGGCUCAGUGCAGCAUCAGCAGCAGCAGCAGCGGCCGAAAAGCCGAGAGUCACAGACACACGAUACUCGUGGCAGCACGUUGAGAGUGAGUGGCCGACCGGGACACUCACUGCUUUUUUCGCACGCGCGCCGGACGAAGAAAGGGCGGCAUCAUUUUUUCGCUAAACAGUGCCGACUAUCCGAUCGGACGGAUCCUGAAAAUGGAGCAGGCGGGCGGCCCCGGCUCGGCGGCCGCCGCCCAGGACAACUCGGGCCUGUGCCUGCAGGACCUGGUGUCGGUGGAGCACCACCACCCGCACCACCACCUGCACCACCACCACCACCAGGAGCUGCACCUCAACCACUCGGCCCAGCACCUGAUGAGCUCGGCCGAGCACGCCGUCUCGGCGCCCGCACCCGCCGCUCCGCCGCCCUGUCCGCCGCUCCACCACGAGCCGCUAGAGAAGCUCAAACGAGUAUGGGAAACAUCGUCUGACUUCCGGGAAAACUCGCACAACAUGACCAGCAACAUUGACCACUCACAACUGACGUUUCCCGCGGCAAGGAGCAGAGGAAGAGACAGGAAAGGAAGCAGAGCGCUGUCGGUGGAUACGGGGAUCAAAGCGGAGCCGGGCAUCGACGGCGCCGACCCUUCCGAUGACGGCAAGGACGGCAAGAAGAAGCGGCAACGACGCCAACGCACUCACUUCACCUCGCAGCAGCUGCAGGAGCUGGAGGCCACCUUCGCCAGGAACAGAUACCCUGACAUGAGCACCAGGGAGGAGAUUGCCAUGUGGACCAGCUUAACCGAAGCCAGAGUUAGGGUGUGGUUCAAAAACCGGCGGGCCAAGUGGCGGAAGCGUGAGCGGAACGCGAUGAACGCGGCGGCGGCCGCGGCCGCCGACUUCAAGAACGGGUUCGGCUCGCAGUUCAACGGUCUGAUGCAGCCGUUCGCCGACUCGGACUCGCUGUACUCGUCGUACUCGUCGUACAACAACUGGGCCAAGGUGCCGAGCCCGCUGGGCGCCAAGAGCUUCCACUGGGGCCUGAACACGGUGGCGCCGCUGUCGGCGGCGGCCGCCGCCGCGCAGCCCAGCAUCAACUGCUUCAACACGCCGACGGCGGGCGUCAACAGCGGCGCCGCGGCCGCGGCGCUCAUGCCCGGCUCGUCGAUGGGGGUGAACGCGUCGCCGGCGCAGUGCCCGUACGGCAGCGCGGCGCCGUACAUGUACCGCGGCGAGGCGUGCUCGUCGAUGUCGUCGUCGAUCGCGUCGCUGCGGCUCAAGGCCAAGCAGCACUCGUCCGGCUUCGGCGCCUACUCGCCCUCGCUCAGCCCCCGCUCGGCCGCCUCCAACUCGACGCUGUCCGCCUGCCAGUACGCCGGCACGCCCAGCGGCGCCGCCAGCGGCGCCGCCUCCGCCGUCUCGGCGGCCGGCAACGACCGCACCGCCGCCGUUUGAGAUUCGGCCUUGGGGGUUGCCGACGCGGCCGCCGACGACGACUGCGCCUCCGCCCAGCACUGAGCCCGCACACACUGCACGGCCAGCCCGCAAUCCUCAAGGUGAAACCGCAAUCAAAGUCCGCUGAACGCGCGCCCGUUCCCGACUCGCCCCCCGCUCUCCGAGCCCACGGAGUGAGAGACCGCCGCCACCCUUCUCCAGCCGCAAAUAGAUUUUUAAAUGCUCAUCUUUGAAGCCACUGUCUUAAAUUAACUCUAACAGAUACGUUUAAUUUGGUUUCUUACUUUAAUGGAACGACAAAUAACUGUUUUAAAGAGGAUUCGAUCAAAGGAAAAAGAAAAAUACCAGGCAUUUCAUGUUGAAAGUCUUCUUAUUUAUUUCGUGCUGUAAACUACACAGCCAAAUUCAGUAGGAAAGAAAAAAAUAGGAUGAAUUUGAACUAGAAAUGUUGGUGUUUUGCUUCCAGAUUGAAAUUCACCAAAUAAAUUAUAAUUAAAUUAAAAAAAAAACUUCAAAAUUCCCAAUUUUUAAAAACAAAAAGAGAGGAAUGGAUUUCAAAUUAAAAUCCCUAAGGCUGGUUUAAAUUUAAAUCAGUAAAUUCCUAAAUGGCUCAGCACUUAAUCUUAAAGAAAAUUAUUUGAAUCUAAUUUCUAUAUUUAUCUUUUGCCCCAAUUAUUCAUACCAUAAAAUUUAUUCUAAAUAAUAGUGGCACAUAAAUUAACCUGCAAAUCAGGAGAAAGAUCGCACCACAAUCUAAUUGCAAGUCCAUGAAACCUCACAAUUUGUUGCUAAUCUAUAAGAGAAAAACAUUUGAGUCUAUAUGAUCAUGGAAAUGACAGCAAUAUACGCCGAUUCAAUUCGUUUUUAUUUCUCUAAAAGUCAUAAUUCAGAAGGUCCACCGUUAAUUUACAAUUUUCUGGUACUUUAUGUUAUUCUCAUUUCAAAUUCAAUGAUAACUGUAUAUUUUUGGCGUUAACAAAUUUUAUUUAACAGACUGAAAACCAAAAUCAGUGAAGAUUAUACUUGCUUAAAUUAAACCUGAAAUAAAAACAAACAGUCAAGACAAAAACUUCUUUUCAUAUUUGUUUAAGUAAAAUUUAAAUUAAUUUUUUAUUCGAGGCAAUAGGCUGAACUGAUUUUGCUUUUCAACAUAUUAAAUUAAACCUUUUUAUCGUCUACAAUUAAGUUUUAAAUAAAAAAAUCAGGUGGUUUGAAGCAAUUAAAAUUAAAUCAAAUGGCUGAUUAUUCUCGUUUGUAUCUCAUGUGAGUAUCAAUUUCUCCUCAAGCUAUCCAGUUAAAUAAUCUGAUCAGGAAGUUGAACAUAUUACAUUCCUUUCAAUCCUUAAAAUCUCUGGGUUUGAACUGAAGUCAUGCAGAGCCAAAAAAAUUGACAAAAAUAUCCAAAUCACUUAGUCUUCUUGAACUAUGUCAUCCAAAUUAACCUAUCAUUUAUACUUAUGAAUCCAUAGCAGAGUAUCAGAGUGGCAUUCUCCCAAUUCCGUUCUUUUUAUUCCAUUUGAAAAGGAAUCUGAUUGAUGGGUAGUUAUCAAACAAAAAUUCCUGAAUUUUCUAUCUAAAUCUUGUCUGAUUUUACUUCGUUUGGAAAAUUGUUAAAAAUAAUGAAAAUAGAAACAACGAAGUUCUUUAAUUUGAUGGUUUUAUAUCCUGUCCAAUUAGGGAUCUCUAUAUAUUUUCUUUUUGAGACUCUAGAAAUUAAAGAGAAUCAUAUUUAUCGUCUACUCCAAGAAAUAAAAUUCAUUUUUUUUAUCAAUUCAAGUUGGCUUCAAAGCUUGAUUUGUUUUUCUCGUUGCCGUGAAGGUGGUGGUGGUGGUUUUUUCUCCCUCCGUGUGCGGCAAAAGCUCCACGCUCCAAGACUGGAUUGUGGCAAAACAGCAAGGAACUCGACGCGUCCAGUUUCGAUAUAGAAUGUACAAAUUAUUAAUGUUCUUCCCCGCCGGACUAUAUGAAUUAAUAUCCGAACACCUAUGAGAGUAACUAUACACUGUAACACAUAUGCGCGACUCUAGAAGCGAUCAUGUAAAGCGUAUAUAUUACAGCCAUAUUUCUUCUUCACCACCAAUCAUCGUACACACACACACACACGACAAGAGUAGCAAAAUGAUUUUUAGCCCUUAUACAAUCUAAAACGAAAACCUUUCAACCAAAACACACACACUCUAUAAAUAGUAUAAAUGCGAGAGAAUUCGUCUAUAUUCGCGGCGAGAAGUGAUAAAAUGUAAACAUUUGAGACGACGAUUCAAAAUUGAUUUGCCAGACCAAAAGCAGAAUGUGUAAAAGUACCUACUACGUAUUUUAGUGAAAAUAUAUUAUAAUAUCGUUUCAUGCUCAAUUUCGGUUUGAUUCCUGCGGCGCGAAAAUAUGUAUUAUGAGAUUCGUACAAGAGAUGAAAAAUCGCUGUAAAUAUUUUGACAGACUUUUUACGCAGAUUGCGCUGAGCAAAAAAAAUUAAACUUUAAUACAGAGAAAUUUGAUCGAUGUAAAAGUGCAAGUCGAUGAUGGCGUGCAUGGGUCUUUUUUUUAAACGAAAAAAGCACACCCGAUGUGCGAUCCACACACGUUAUUUAAUAAUGUAUAUUUGCAACGUCUGGAGUUCGGCCCGCGGUGUGUGGAUUCAUUGUUGCGUUGCCCCCAUUAUUUGUUGACACAUAAAUUAAAUUCCAUCCUCUUGCCGGGUGAAACAGAAAGGUGCGAGACUGGUGAAUUUUUCGAACUUCAGAUGUGAUUGAGUGUUGUUAUUAAUUAAUUAAUUAAUUAUUAUAUAUUAUACCACGGAAAUUGUGUCUCUCAGCUCUCGUGUGCCAGGAAACCAAUAAGUAAUAUAAUGCGACUUGUUUGUGGCGAGUUUGUUAUCAUGUAAACGAAGAAUUAAAAUAAAAUAAACAACUAAAUAACAUUUAAUACAAUCAGCAUACGCAAAUUGAUCUGACACUCCAGUGACACAAUCAAUCAGACACAGAUAAAGAAAAAUUGAUUGCCGAGACCGAAUUGGUUCCUCUCUCUCUCUCUCCCUUUCCCUCUCUCGUAGCACAAACACUCAAAACUGCAGUUUAAUAUAGCGGCGACGGACGAUUCCUUCUUUAGUGCGGUCAACGGCGGCUACACGUACACAACACAAGUCUCUAGUCAUUUAUUUAGUGUUUAAUGAUGUACACAUUUCCUUGCAUCCGUAUUUUGGUCCAUGUCAAAUGAGCUGUUUCUUUCGAUCAGACCGAAUUCGUCAUCAAUGUACAAUAAAAUGCUGAUUUUAUUAUGAAUAAAAUGUGCCAAAAAUUUCUGUGAAA
Cloeon dipterum is the source of this 4750-nucleotide messenger RNA. RefSeq names its product pituitary homeobox homolog Ptx1 (gene Ptx1). Gene Ontology annotation, biological process: anatomical structure morphogenesis; regulation of transcription by RNA polymerase II. The record is from RefSeq and is a predicted model, not a curated record. Gene Ontology annotation, molecular function: RNA polymerase II cis-regulatory region sequence-specific DNA binding; DNA-binding transcription factor activity, RNA polymerase II-specific. Gene Ontology annotation, cellular component: nucleus. Bases 210 to 1448 code for a protein of 412 amino acids. Lineage: Eukaryota; Metazoa; Arthropoda; Insecta; Ephemeroptera; Baetidae. The transcript has 4 exons.